Messenger RNA from Bacillus rossius redtenbacheri, 2491 nucleotides. RefSeq names its product two pore potassium channel protein sup-9 (gene Task6). Gene Ontology annotation, molecular function: outward rectifier potassium channel activity; potassium ion leak channel activity. Gene Ontology annotation, cellular component: plasma membrane. The transcript has 7 exons. The coding region runs from base 343 to 1209 and encodes 288 amino acids. Gene Ontology annotation, biological process: potassium ion transmembrane transport; stabilization of membrane potential. The record is from RefSeq and is a predicted model, not a curated record. Lineage: Eukaryota; Metazoa; Arthropoda; Insecta; Phasmatodea; Bacillidae.
GGAGGAGGGGCGGCGGCGGGGGUGUGCUAGUGCGCUCGCGGUCUGGGGCCUCAGCGGAGAGGAAGGAAACACAACAAAGAGCGUGUGUGUGUGUGUGUGUGCUUUAUUUUUAUUUUUGUGAUAUCGUGUGUCGUUGCUGUGCUGCGGGAAAUACAUUCCGAUAUACUGUUCGAACCCAAGAACCCUUUCACUCGUCUAGCAUCCCGGUAACCAAGUGCAUGUCGCAACACAACUCGAGGGAAGCCUAACUCGGGGCGAGACGGCGGGGCGACGCCCGGGUCGCUGCCGUGAGCCCGCGGCGCCGCCUGCUGGGGGCGCCUCCAGCAUGGUGCGCCUCGGAGGAUGAAGAAGCAAAACGUCCGGACGCUCUCCUUGAUUGUCUGCACGUUCACCUACCUACUGGUCGGCGCGGCGGUCUUCGACGCCCUCGAGUCGGACACCGAGAAGCGGCGCUGGGAGGCCCUGGAAGCCAUCGAGAGGAUGGUGAUCAAGAAGUACAACAUAUCCGAGGACGACUUCCGCGUCAUGGAGACGGUGGUGCUGAAGACGGAGCCCCACAAGGCCGGCCAACAGUGGAAGUUCGCCGGCGCCUUCUACUACGCCACCACCGUGCUCACCACGAUAGGCUACGGCCACUCGACGCCCAACACGGUCGGCGGCAAGCUGUUCACCAUGUGCUACGCCAUCGUCGGCAUCCCGCUCGGCCUGGUGAUGUUCCAGAGCAUCGGCGAGCGCCUCAACAAGUUCUCGUCGGUGGUGAUCCGGCACGUGAAGCGCAUGCUGCACUGCAAGGACGUGAACGCGUCCGAGAUCAACCUCAUCUGCGUGGUGACGACCUUGUCCAGCCUCACCAUCGCCGGCGGGGCGGCCGCCUUCAGCCGCUACGAGGGCUGGACCUACUUCGACUCCGUGUACUACUGCUUCAUCACGCUCACCACUAUAGGUUUCGGGGACAUGGUGGCGCUGCAGAAAGACAACGCCCUGGACGACAAGCCGGAGUACGUCGCGUUUGCGCUCAUCUUCAUCCUGUUCGGACUGGCCAUCGUUGCGGCCUCCCUCAACCUGCUGGUUCUCAGGUUCGUCACGAUGAACACGGAAGACGAGCGCCGCGACGUGGCCGAAGCGCUCCAGUAUUAUUUCAAGGCAUACGAGGGGAAGCUUGGAAAAUCCAGGCGGCCCAGGGGGCGGUGCGGCUGGAAGGGGACGUGAUCACCGCCAACGGCUCCAUCAUGAGCGGCCAGCUGGGGGCCGGGGACUCCACCUCCCUGGAGGACGUGGCCUCGGUGUGCAGCUGCAGCUGCAGCUGCUACCCGGGCGGCGGCGGGAGCGGCGGCUCCGACUGCGCCCGGCGGCGCUACGCUGCACGCAGUUCGUCGGGGCAGGUGGCCCCCCUGCUGCCCCUGCGGUCGCUCACCGGGGGGCUGAGCAGCAGCGACCUGCCCCCGCUGCACUCGCACCGCGCCUCCAUCUGACCCCUGCUGGGCCCGCCGGACUCCGAGUGCCGCGUGUCGAGGGACGUUCACUCACACCCACACAAACGGUCAAAGGACUAAUGUUGUUAUUCAAUAAAUUAUUAGAGGGAGGAGGGGGGGGGGGAAUAUCCUUUUUUUUUUUUCCUUGGCAAUAGUGUACAUAAAUAGUCAACUCAUUCUCGUUAAAAAAAUUUUUAGAAAAAAAAAAAACAACAUGAAAUGUUGAUAUCUUUCGAGUCCCUCUUACCGUUCGGCUAAACAAAUCCAAGUGAAAUCUUCACUGAAUACACAUUUUAACCUUCAGAUUGAAAUUAUGAUCUAAAUGUAAUAAAACAUUUCUGUUGUAUGUGUUAAUGACAAGCUAAGUGCUGUGGAAAAAAAAUAUAUAAUAAUUCUCUGUUAUUACUUUAACAAAUUGUUUGUCAAACAUUAAAAAAAAAGUGACAUUUUUGCACAGUUCUUGAAAAUAUGUGUAGAAAAAAAAUAUUGCUUAAAUAUGUUUAUAUUGUUAAUCUAAGUAAAAUGCUGUUAGUAUUUUAAAAUAAAUUUGCAUUCAUAAAAAUUUUAAUUAUUAAAAAAAAAAUUUAAGGGACUCUUGUAAGCAGAUUGCUUUAUAAUUUUUUUUUUUAAACAAAACUAACAGUAAUCAUAAAUCUAAUUAAUAAUAUAGGUGCAGAAUAACAACAUACUCCUAAUAUUAAAUACCAAGAAAAAUAAAAAAAAUAACUGCCCAAUCGAUUAUGGGCCACAGUUUACUUAUAUAAAUGUAUACAUCGAUAACUGCAUUGACAAAUAUUUCCCAUACAUCCUACGCAUGUAUUUAAAUACUUUUUUUAAAAAUAAAACAUAUAUCUUUCUACAAAUUCAAACAGCAUUUUAUGAAGCCUGAUGGAUCAAAGCAAACAAGGUUUGAAAAACCUUGGGUGGACUGAUAUGGCUCGAUACCAAAGGAAGUGUGUUUCAGCUAUGUUCUGGAUUAAUAAAGAUUUUCUAUAAAAAAAAAAAAAUAUUGUUUCAUU